Molecule: messenger RNA, 4176 nt
Organism: Drosophila ficusphila
Lineage: Eukaryota; Metazoa; Arthropoda; Insecta; Diptera; Drosophilidae
Product: gonadotropin-releasing hormone receptor
Exons: 6
Coding region: 424-2196 (590 amino acids)
Biological process (GO): neuropeptide signaling pathway
Cellular component (GO): membrane
Molecular function (GO): corazonin receptor activity
Source: RefSeq, a predicted model, not a curated record
UCCGCAACGGUUGAAAUUGAAAAGCGCGGAAAACUCAAUUGAAAAGUUAUCCGCCACAAGCUGCUCAAAUACAAUUUUGAAGUGGAAACCAGAGAAUCCCGCUUUCAGAUUUCCUGCAACCAAGUGAUAAGAUAAACGAGAAAAGCGAGCGAAAAAGGGCAAAUAAAGGCCAAAGUUAAACAAGUGAAGUUUUUCAAUCCAAAUAAAUUACCGAUCUAAGUGAAUUUUUUGAGGAAUAUGUAUUAAACCAUUUUACGCUGUCUAUAUUUCAUAAUGGCGGUGAAGGAUGAAUGGAAAUUAAAUGUCACCCGCUGAACAAGAAAAUCAACAUGCAAAAGUUUCACUGUCUGAAUGGAAGCACAGAACCCCAGACCACCGUCCAAACCCAGUGAAUCAGCUAAUUAAAUAGAGAUUCGGACCGCAAUGGAGACCGAGUGGGGUCUGGAUGACCCCUCCACCUCCUUCGGCCGCCUGCCCGCCUCCGUUCCCGACUCACCGAUGGAAUUGGAGACAACGGACAACGAGGUGGCCGGCAAUUGGUCAAGUGCGGCCAACUUAACCCGACUCGUGGUGGCUGCCGUUCCGGAUAUUGCCAACUUCACGCUCAACAUGCUCGACUUGAGUGUGGGCGUGGCCACCGAAGUGUCCAAUCUGAGUGUGAGCACCACGCCCCUGCCCGCCUACGCGAUCGCCAACAGCUCCUCGCUGGCGCACACCAACAGCCGCCACGAAUCCCCACCGAUUGCCGAGCAGGUGCCCGAGCACGUGAUGGACCACGCCCCCCAGCUCUCCCGCUCCGGACUGCUCAAGGUCUAUGUUUUGGCGGUGAUGGCUCUGUUCUCGCUGCUGGGCAACCUGCUGACCAUCUGGAACAUCUACAAGACCCGCAUCUCGAGACGGAACUCACGGCACACGUGGAGCGCCAUCUACUCGCUGAUGUUCCAUUUGUCCAUUGCCGAUGUUCUGGUCACCUGGUUCUGCAUCAUCGGGGAGGCCGCCUGGUGCUACACAGUCCAGUGGCUGGCCAACGAGCUCACCUGCAAGCUGGUGAAGCUCUUCCAGAUGUUCAGCCUCUACCUGAGCACCUACGUUUUGGUCCUGAUCGGCGUGGACCGGUGGAUAGCGGUCAAGUACCCGAUGAAGUCGCUCAACAUGGCCAAGCGGUGCCAUCGGCUGCUCGGCGGCACCUACAUCCUCUCGCUGGUGCUCAGCUUGCCACAGUUCUUCAUAUUCCACGUCGCCCGGGGUCCUUUCGUGGAAGAGUUCUACCAGUGCGUAACCCACGGAUUCUACACGGCCGACUGGCAGGAGCAGAUGUACGCCACCUUCACACUCGUCUUCACCUUCCUACUGCCGCUGUGCAUCCUGUUCGGCACCUACAUGUCUACAUUCCGCACCAUUUCGAGCAGCGAAAAGAUGUUCCAGGGAUCCAAGUUGGCCAACUAUUCGACGGCCAAGUUGCCAACACAGACGAAUCGCCAGCGGCUGAUACACAAGGCCAAAAUGAAGUCGCUUCGCAUUUCGGUGGUGAUCAUCAUCGCCUUCCUCAUCUGCUGGACUCCCUACUACGUCAUGAUGAUUAUGUUCAUGUUUCUCAAUCCGGACAAAAGGCUGGGCGACGAUCUGCAGGACGCCAUCUUCUUCUUUGGGAUGUCGAACAGCCUGGUCAACCCGCUCAUCUACGGAGCCUUCCACCUGUGUCCCGGAAAGGGAAGCAAGUCGAGCGGCGGAGGCGGCAACAACAACGCCUACAGCCUGAAUAGGGGCGACUCGCAGCGCACUCCCUCCAUGCUGACGGCGGUGACGCAAGUGGACGGCACAGGUGGCAGUUCCCGCCAGAUGCGGGCCUUCCGCCAGCAGAGCUACUACCGCAGCUCCAGCAACGGAACGGGUGGCUCCGCCAUCGGAGGCGGUGGCGCUUUCAAAGAGCAGGUGGGCCUCCUGCACGUGGGUCCCGGAACAGGUCCUUCCGGUGGCUCCGUGUCCAGCAGUGCGACACCACAGCUGCUGAGGAAGGGAUCCGCCCUACUGGCCCGGCAUCCCAGCUGCCUGAGGGAGCAGGAGCACCAGCAGCGACUCCUGCUGCAGGACAAGCCCACCACGCUGGUCCUCAGCUACGACAGCCAGAGGGGCGGCGUGGGGGUGGGCGUGGCCAGCGGGCUGUUGGACAACAACGAGCGGGUGUCGAGCGUGUGAGAGCAGCUGGCGAUGGCGGCGGCGGCGUUGGCGACAACGGAUGCACCGGCUUACGUGGCGGAUGCACCGGACAUUACAGCGGAUGUGGCGACGGAGGACGCCUGCUCCUGCUGCCAUUGCCUGAGCAGGGAGCUGGUGCGACGGCAGCUAGAACUCCAAGAGCUUCCAGUGCAGUGAGGCGACUGCCAGCGGAUUUGAUUCUCUCCUUGGGAGGAGGAGAAGGAUAUUGUGGAGGCGUCGAUGAUCAGAUCACCGGGGCAACACGUGCAACUUGUGCUUAGAUAAUGCUAAUCGAGAGUUAAGUCUUCAAACACAAUGGGUGUACUUAGGAGUAGAUUUUAGACUAGAUUUUAGCAAUAGUUCGUAUGGAAAAGUUGCCGGGCAUUGGGAGAAACUCAUGAUCAGAUAAACUUUAGUUUCUUCUUUUUCUUAUUUUUGGUUGCUUCUUAAAUCAAAAACAUUUUUCAUAAUUUUGUUUAUUGAAAUAAAACAUGUUCACUUUGAUUAAGAUAGUCUUAUAUAUAUUUUUACUAAUGUUAAAUACACUAUCUUGAGAAGUGUAAGUAAUACGCAGUCAAUACUAUACAAUACUAUAACUAAGUCUAUCCAACUAACUAGCCUGUAGGUAAUUAAGCACACAUUAAAAUUCCGCUGUCAAAUCAGGUUGUGAAAUUAAAUAUAACACUAUGAAUGCCAGAUUCUUAAUCCCUCGCAUGUUUUCCAUUUUAAUCUCCUAGCCUACAACACAAACAAUUAACAUCAAAGUGCAAUCAAAGGCAGUUCAAAUGCUAUUUCAGAUUAAAUGAUUGUUUAAUUGGAUAACAAAUUUAUGACUAAAUAUGAGUUUCUCUUAAUAGCAGGGCAACAUUGUGAAGUUAAUUAAAAGCAAAUAUCAGUUUUCCAUUUUGUUUUUCUUAGUACACAACCCAAAAAUCAAUUGUCUAAAUGUGUGAAAAAUAAACAGCCAAAAACAGGGUAAACAAAACAAUUGUACAUACUUUAAUUAAUGAAUUUGUGAAGAAAUUGUGGCUACCUCAUCUUUUCAAACAAUACCUAAAAUAGUGUUAAAAUCACUGUACAAAGUUUAAACAAAAAUGAGUUCUCGUUAAAAAAAAAAAAUACAUUAAGACCUAAAACUUUAAGAUUCCUUGUUCUUUUACACACAUAAUUUAAGAAACUUAACAACUAAUCCUAACUCAUGUUCAUAUUUUAUAGUUUCUUAUGUUAGUUUGGUUUAUUUUAGUUUUUAAUCCUUCGAGUUCACUUCACUUAGAAUCGUAUUUCUCGUUUGUAAACGGCACUCUCCCAAAGGAAUCCAUAAUUUACGACCAACUGGAAAUACCAACUUGCAGAUGAAGACGGAGGGACUCAAAACGAAUUACAAAUAACACCACAAUUCAAUUUGGUCGAAAAGUCCCUCGAGUCGAACGGAUGCUCCUGGCGAUUCCGGAGGAUGAAGCAUACGCACAUGUGUCAUUAAAGGAUUCCACUGCAUUAUGCGAAUCCUCCGGCGGAAUGGUUGGAUUUCCACAAUGCCGCAUGUUUUGCGCCCAUCUAUCCCGUCAUCCCGUUUGCAUAUUCAUGUGCUCCGCACUUCGGUGCGUACUUAUGUAUAAAUAAUCUGUGUCAAAUUUGUAUAGUUUAUUUUUUAAUAAAACCCAAACGAUCCUUGCGAAGCUUUACGAGCCAACUUUUACGCGCCACGCACAGCUCAACACGUUGAUGAACUAGCUGGCUGUUUCGCCAUAAAUCCGGCGGGGCUCACGUCCACCCCGAGCACGGGUAUAUUGCGGAAUUUUACGGCCAGCACAGGCGGAGGUCGCCCAGCACCCAUGGCCCAUCGCGAUAGGGCAAAGCCGGGGACACUCGCCCUUUCCAAAACACCCAUUCAGAAAUAAGAACCCAUUCCACUAGAAAAGUUUGUGGCCCAAAUGCAAAACAAUUUCUGCGAGCAGACGAACAAUGCGCCCGAAAAUGCGC